Pocillopora verrucosa is the source of this 738-nucleotide messenger RNA. Its product is annotated as histone H2B, gonadal-like. Lineage: Eukaryota; Metazoa; Cnidaria; Anthozoa; Scleractinia; Pocilloporidae. Gene Ontology annotation, molecular function: protein heterodimerization activity; structural constituent of chromatin; DNA binding. Gene Ontology annotation, cellular component: nucleosome. The record is from RefSeq and is a predicted model, not a curated record.
AUAACAAGAUGCCAGCUAAAGUUGCAGGAAAGAAAGGCGAGAAGAAAGCCGGAAAGGCUAAAGCCAUUGCUGAUGGAAAGAAGAAGAGGAGAGGAAAGAGAAGGGAAAGCUAUGCUAUCUACAUCUACAAGGUGUUGAAGCAAGUUCACCCCGACACUGGUAUCUCCAGCAAAGCCAUGGGCAUCAUGAACUCGUUCGUUAACGACAUCUUCGAGCGCAUCGCCACCGAAGCUUCCCGCCUUGCCCACUACAACAAAAAGUCGACCAUCAGCUCUCGCGAGAUCCAGACCGCUAUCAGGCUGCUUCUGCCCGGUGAACUGGCAAAACACGCGGUCAGUGAAGGAACCAAGGCUGUGACCAAAUACACCAGCAGCAAGUAAACUCACUUUGUGGGUUUCCCGCCAAAACAAACGGCUCCUUUAGGAGCCACUAAAUGUUAUAAAAGUCCAUGACCAAUACAACUCCGUUAAGUACUCCUGAAAUUGCUUUAUCAUCUGUUUCAAUAAAAUCCUGGUGCUGUUUUUCGUGGUUUUCCUAUGGCCUUAGCGUAUGUCGUGUGUAUAGCGUAUGUAUACCGCGCGAACUGUUUCCUUGGCGAGGCGAAACAAAAUGUAACUAAUUAAUGAGCAAAGCAAUAUUAGUCAUAGAUAAAACGGGUAGGAAGCGAAGAAUAUUUUUCAUGAUUUCUUUUAAAAUGUCACGCAAGAAUUAAAAUUUGAAGAACCAGAGUUCUUUUUU